This is a messenger RNA of Monomorium pharaonis (pharaoh ant), 2041 nucleotides long. RefSeq lists its product as uncharacterized. The record is from RefSeq and is a predicted model, not a curated record. NCBI's taxonomy places the organism in Eukaryota, Metazoa, Arthropoda, Insecta, Hymenoptera, Formicidae. The coding region runs from base 489 to 1991 and encodes 500 amino acids. The transcript has a single exon.
UAAUAAUAACUUCAUAUAAAUGAAAAAUAUCGCAUUGUUUAAUUAAACAUAUAAACAAGACAUACAAUUCAGCAACGUGCAACUUUCCUUUAUGUUUCCAUCAGUCACUUUUAAAACGAUGCAUUAUGCAUCAAUCGGAAGAUUUCCACGCGCUCUUCGCAACAUUCCAUGAUCCUGCUAUAAUGAUCAGUUGCGAAAGUUGACCACAUCAGUAUUGUCCGUGGCUCACGCAGCCGAAUAGAGCGACGAUAAGUGUCGGUGUAUUAGAACCUCUAUCUACUACUAUGUACGUCCUAUUAAACGUUCGUAUGGGUGACUGCGUCAUUCAGAGAAAUGAAAGAAAAACACAGCGGCGUUGCGGUGCUGGGAAGACGCCGGUCCCCGCGGUUGUUUCCGACUUGUCAAACGCCGGGAAGACACGUCCGCGGCAGACAUCGUGUCACAGUCUGGACACGGUCGAUCAGUGACGCGGAGACGAGACGUCGGGUAUGCCAGCGAUGUACGUGCCAAUGUCCGCCGUGAUUUUCCUGCUACGUCUAAGUUCGAUCGCGACCUAUCCGAUCUAUCCGACGACGGAAGUCGUGCGCCGAUCUGACGCCGCGUCGAGGAAGUGCUGCGUCGCCGGUUACGCGUUCAACGAAGACCUCGAGUGCGUCUUCGCGGAGCCGGAGAGGCUGAAUUACAGCACGCACGACGUCCGGCGAAUGAUUCAACGUCCGCAGCGAGUCACCACGGUGAUCGCGUCCGUGCAGGGUUUGACCUGCGGCGACGUGAGGGACGUCAGUUCGCGACAUCGCCCGCGCGAUGACUUUCCCGGUAUCUAUUCCAUUUUUCGCGUGCCGAGGAACUUUUGCAUCGAGAACAUGAUCAACGGCACCACGGUGCUGAUCAAGUGCGCGGAGGCUGGCACGGAAAUGACUCUGGACCGAGAGAAUUCGACGACCGUGGUGACGAAAACCACGACGACGACGACGACGAUAACGACGACGACGAUCAUCACCGUGACGACCAUCACCACUAUUACUACCAUCAACGUGAGGAACGCGUCGUCAAAGAAUGAGGAUGAGACGGAGAUCAUUUACCACUGCAACGAUCUGCGAGCGGUAUUCUUCUGGGGCGCGCAGACCUACAUGGACACCAACCUGGCCCACGUCGUUCUCUCCACGAUCGUCGUAGUGGUGUACCUGUCCAUCCCGGAACUCGGCAAAGGCAUCUACAAUCGCGCGGUGCUCCGUCACAACGUCUGCCUGCUGUUACAGGGCUGCUUCCUAUUGUUCCUCGGCUAUUGUAACCUGUGCGGCGUCCCGAUCAGCGACGACUUCGAGACACUCCUGUGGAUAGUGAUGCAGUACUUCACGAACGCCACGGUGUUCUGGCUGAACGUGAUCUGCUUCGACAUGGCCCUGUCGAUCACGCGGUUCCGCUGGAUGAUGGGAUCCGGCCAGCAGACGUGCCAAGAGGAGAACCGACGGCUGCUGCUGUACGGCGCCCUCGCGUGGGGCGGCGCCCUCCUGCCCGCCAUCGUCGCCGUCGUCUUGGAAUUUUGCCCCGGCAUCCCGGAGGAUCUCCCGUUCAAGCCGAAUUACCGCCGCUACCACGACGGGCCGAACUACGUGGUGAACCUAUAUUUCUUCGGCAUACCGCUGCUGACGCUCUUCUGGAACAACGUCCUAUUCGCGUUCACCACGUACAAGAUCAUACGGAUACGGCGGAGCACGGAGAUAGCGACGAGGAAUCAUACCAACGCCCUCAGGAAAAAAUACUUCCUCUUCUUGCAGCUGUACCUGCUGAUGGGCGCGCCGUGGUUCUUCGGCCUCCUCCUCGCUUGCAUGAACAAGCUCGUGGUUAUGAAGAUAUGCCGGCUGAUAUGGCCCAUUCUCUGGUUGCUGAUGCUCGCCACCCACAAGAAGUUGCGGCGGAAGCUCAAGUUGCGGUGCGUUAAGAAGAAGCGGAAGAUCGUCGCGACGAUCUCGUCGCGACAGCUCCAGUGAGCGACUCUACGCGAUCUGGAAAUCGUAGACUCGCCGAAAAAAAAAAAAAA